Molecule: messenger RNA, 2216 nt
Organism: Orycteropus afer afer
Lineage: Eukaryota; Metazoa; Chordata; Mammalia; Tubulidentata; Orycteropodidae
Gene: IRF2
Product: interferon regulatory factor 2
Biological process (GO): immune system process; regulation of transcription by RNA polymerase II
Cellular component (GO): nucleus
Molecular function (GO): RNA polymerase II cis-regulatory region sequence-specific DNA binding; DNA-binding transcription factor activity, RNA polymerase II-specific
Source: RefSeq, a predicted model, not a curated record
CUCUCCUUGUUUUGCUUUCGAUCUGGACUGUUCUCAGGCAAGCCGGGGAGUAACUUUUAGUUUUGCUCCUGCGAUUAUUCAACUGACGGGCUUUCAUUUCCAUUUCACACACCCUAGCAACACGUAAAUCUUGCGGAAUUUUAUUGGUAGCGUGAAAAAGCACACUGAGAGGGUAUCAUGCCUGUGGAAAGGAUGCGAAUGCGCCCAUGGCUGGAGGAACAGAUAAAUUCAAAUACAAUACCAGGGUUAAAGUGGCUUAACAAGGAAAAGAAGAUUUUUCAGAUCCCUUGGAUGCAUGCGGCUAGACAUGGGUGGGAUGUGGAAAAAGAUGCUCCACUCUUUAGAAACUGGGCAAUCCAUACAGGAAAGCAUCAACCAGGAGUAGAUAAACCUGAUCCAAAAACAUGGAAGGCAAAUUUCCGAUGUGCCAUGAACUCCUUGCCUGAUAUUGAAGAAGUCAAGGAUAAAAGCAUAAAGAAGGGAAAUAAUGCCUUCAGAGUGUACCGGAUGUUGCCCUUAUCUGAACGACCUUCAAAGAAAGGAAAGAAACCAAAGACAGAAAAAGAAGACAGAGUUAAGCAAAUCAAGCAAGAACCAGUUGAGUCAUCUUUGGGGCUUAGUAAUGGAGUAAGUGAUCUUUCUCCAGAGUAUGCGGUCCUGACUUCAGCUAUAAAAAAUGAAGUGGAUAGUACGGUGAACAUCAUAGUUGUAGGACAGUCUCAUCUGGAUAGCAACAUUGAGGAUCAAGAGAUUGUCACUAAUCCACCGGACAUUUGCCAAGUUGUGGAGGUGACCACUGAGAGUGAUGAGCAGCCGGUCAGCAUGAGCGAGCUCUACCCUCUGCAGAUAUCCCCUGUGUCUUCCUAUGCAGAAAGUGAAACUACCAAUAGUGUGCCCAGCGAUGAAGAGAGCACCGAGGGGCGGCCCCACUGGAGGAAGAGGAACAUUGAAGGCAAACAGUACCUCAGUAACAUGGGGACACGAAGCACCUACCUGCUGCCCAGCAUGGCGACUUUUGUCACUUCCAACAAGCCUGAUCUUCAGGUUACCAUCAAAGAGGAGAGCUGUCCGGUGCCUUACAACAGCUCCUGGCCCACUUUUGCAGACCUCCCCCUCACUCCCUCUGUGACUGCAGCCCCCAGCAGCAGUCGGCCAGACCGGGAGACUCGGGCCAGCGUCAUCAAGAAAACAUCAGAUAUCACCCAGGCCCGGGUCAAGAGCUGUUAAGCCUUUGAACUCUCCCUGGUGGUUGUUCGGAUUUUUUGGCUUUGUUUUGUUGUUUGUUUGUAUUUUAUUUUUCUCUCUGACCUGUUUUAGACAAAUCUAAGGGAAAAAGCCUUGACAAUAGAACAGUGAUUGCUGUGUCCAACUCCAGUACUGGAGCUUCUUUUUAACUCAGGACUCCAGCCCAUUGGUAAAAACGUCUCUCUAGAGUCUGCUGGACCCCCCAGAGCUGCUUCCUCAAGUUCAAGGACGUCAUAGGACCAACAUUCACAAUUGGCAGCCAAGGCCAGCAUGAUGGAGUGGAUGCCUCAGAAUGGACGAGAAAAUGUGAACUAGCUGGAAAUUUUUUAUUCUUGUGAAUAUGUACAUAGGGCAGUACUAGCAACGAUGCAGUCUGCUUCCGCACCUUAUCUUAAAGCACUUACAAAUAGGCCUUCCUGUGAUCUUGCUCUAUUUCACAGCACAGACUCCCACUGCCCCACCCUCUGCCCGGCCUCCCUUCCUGUCCCUUUGGGUUCUUUCCCUACUUUUCCUUCUCUCAAAGGCUGUGUUCCACAUGCCUGAGGAGGAGGAGAAGAAACUGAACCUCUACACAGAUGUCCCAUUUUAAAACUGCUUAAAAGAAUCUUUCUAAUCUGCUAUGCUUGAAUGCCACGCGGUACAAAGGAAAAAACUAUCAUGGAAAUAUUAUGCAAAUUCCCAGAUUUGAAGAUGAAAAAUUCUCUAAUUCUAACUAGAGCAAGCUUUUUUUAUUUUUUAUACAGGGGAAUAUUUUAUUCAAGGUAAAAUUCUAAAGAAAAUAUAAUUGUUUUUUAUCUUUUCUACAGCAAAUUUAUAAUUUUAAGAUUCCUUUUCUUGUUUAUCAGCAGUUGUUAUGACAUCCUUGUGGCACAUUUUUUUUUUUUUUAACUUUGUAAAGGUGAAAAGCUUUUAUGAGCUCAUGUAGCAAUCAAAUUAUCCUGUGGAUUGAUAAUAAAUGAAUAUGAUAUAUA